Messenger RNA from Jaminaea rosea, 3660 nucleotides. RefSeq lists its product as hypothetical. The record is from RefSeq and is a predicted model, not a curated record. The coding region runs from base 1 to 3660 and encodes 1219 amino acids. The transcript has a single exon. Lineage: Eukaryota; Fungi; Basidiomycota; Exobasidiomycetes; Microstromatales.
AUGGAUGGCACAUCGACGGCAGACGAGGCGGCUGCGACUGCCUUGCACCACCACCGCUCCUCUAGCAUGGCUUCGACGAGCGGUAAUGCGGCGGCGGAGGCUUCCUCAUCCUCCUCGUCGGCCAGGCGUCUCAGCAACGCUCCACAGCAUCACGAGCAUCCCUCUCCACCAUCCCAUAGCCACCUCAGCCAUCACCAUCAUCAUCACGAGCAUACACGCCACGCAGAGUCCUGCUUCACGGCCGACCCUCUACCGGACGACAUCAGAGACCAUCGACGCUCCCCUUCCAGCUCCAGCUCGAGCUCCGGAGCUAGAGUCUCUGCUGCUGAGCAAUGCGAGGGAGCAACCUCGUCCCCCGCGGCAGCUGUCGUGGACCCUCCUUUGCCGCAACGACGAGCGAGUGGGAGCGGGGCAUCAUCGACGACGACGUCGUCGCAGCCGCACACGCAAAGCUACGGUUCCAAUGAAGUUGGAGAUGAACGUGGAGCUCGGGCAGAGCAAUCGAGGCUCGAGAGCAACUAUGCUGCGACCUCGUCGUCGUCGUCGGGCGAGCAAGGGUCAGCGGCACUUGUGGAGGCGGGACCAUCGGCUUCGGCCUCAGCUACGACCGCUUCUUCUCCACCGUGGCCAUCACGACCGCUCUGCCGUACUCAAAGCCAUGACGCUUCAGAGCGCAGCACGGUCCAGACGGAGGACAGGCCGGACAAUUCAGACGUCAUGACCGUCGCUGGACCUUCGUGCCCGAGACCUAUCAAGGCGAUGCCUGGCAGUGCAGCAUCUACGCCUCCUGAUGCGCCGGUUUGGGGAACACCGCUAAGGCGCCACGGUCAGCUGUACGGCAAGAGGAGCAGCAGUCGCGGUAGUCGAGGAUCACCACGUAGAGUGAGAUGGGAGGAUGUCAAGAUUGACAGGCCGUUGAGUAGAAGUCCGCGCGCACCUUGCGAUGAUGAAGAGGAAAGGCGAAGGAAGUCUUCCUUGUCAUUGUCCACGCGCGAGGCCAAGGGACAGGAAGGCUUCCAGCUUCAGCCUGCACCGCAGCCAAAGAGGCGAAGGGUGUCGCAGGAGGGCAGCUCGGAGGAUCAGGCAUCGAGAGGGACAGGCGUCGAUGAGCAGCAGCCAAGGGUUCCACCUCUGCCCUCACUAUCACGCGCUACCCUGCCUCCAGCGUCAGUCGCGGGCGCACCCGCCGCAGCUCAACCCUCUACGUCGUCGAUAUCACCACCAUGGCCACGCACCCCAGCGCAAAAUCUCUUCCACAUGGCCGCAGCAGUACAGCAAGCCUUUAGCGCGCUGCGUUUGCCCGCUCCUUCGCCUGUGACGGCACCUACGCCGACCCGACCUCAAGCCACGGUGUCCGUUCAGCAAGUAGCGCUCCGCAUGCCCCGUCUCACCCGCUCCCACUCCUUGCCCAACCUGCGCGCCUGCACGCACGGAGACCCCUCGCAACCCUCGAUUCACCACCUCGCCCUCCCAGCGAAUGCGAUCGCCUUUCUUCAGUCAGCGUAUCGGGCUAGCGGCUUGCCCACGCGGGAUGCGGCGGGAAAUACGCCCGCCUUCUACGCUGCGUUGCGUCACUCGCUACAUCGCGCUGGUCGUCUGCCUACUCACGCCGCGCAAGAAGCGACUCCGGUGCCGCUCAGUAUUCCACCGACCCUCCCACCCAUCACCCGCUCCACGCUCCGGGAACUAGACAUGGGCGAGAUACUCAAAAAUCCGCAGCUGAGGCACGACGUCGUCUUCGACUCGAACGUGUCCUUUCGCCCCAACUGGGAUGGCGAGCGGGGCAGGAAGAAGCGAGAGGCGUGCGAGCGCUACUGGGUUGCUGUGGGGCGCGAGGUCGAGCUUGGGUGUACGUGUACGAGCUUUGAAGAGGUGCAAGAAGGAGAGGGGAGGCUGGUGCCUUGCGGCUGCGUAGGUAGGGGAGACCCAGCAAGGGGCAUGGGUAGGAACGUGAUGCCCUCGCGCCUGCCGCACCUGAUCGCGGAGCUGCGGGCUAUCUGCCUCUCCAUUCUGCCUCCGGCAUCGGCGUACGGAGCAGCCGCGCGCGCAACCGUGGCGGGCGCAACGAGUCGCGGGUCGUACAGUGCCGCUCGCGCAGGAAUCGCUCACCUGGCUUCGAUGCGCAGCGCGGUCAGCUCGCACCAAUCGGUCCUCAACGCCACCCUCGACCCUUCCCUCAUCUCUCAACAGCGUGAGCACGGCGUCCUCGAUGCGACCGCCAUGCUACGGGUGGUGGUGGACAUUCUCCAGCAACACUGCUCCCCAGCACGCGAGUCCAACGUGCGCACCCUCGUCUCUCACCUCGAGGCAGGCCAAGUCGUCCUUGCUCUGCGUUCCUGCUUCGAGCUCUUGGAGCUGAUGAAGCUCGAUCUCGCCAAUCAUCAGCUGCGCGCUGCUCGACCGCUGAUUGUGGCCGGCGCUGUAGACUUUGAGAGCCAGUGGUUCCGGCAGUCUGUGGAGCAAGGGGUCGUGAGCGUGGAGAAGACGGCAAGCUGGUGGGGUAAGGCGUGGAAGAGUGCGGCUGAGACGGCCAGCCCUACGGUGGACAGGGCCUUUAUCCUCGGAAUGAUGGACCUCAUCAUGGAGACGCCCCAAGCCGACUUGCUCAGCAGUGCGGCGCGAGCUGCUCUUCCGCUUCCCCUGGUCUCGUCUACCGUCUCCAGCUCCUGGCUCAACCACACGCUCGCGCCCUCCUAUCCCGAGACGUUCCAAUUCGACGCUUACCGCCUCUGGGUCAUCAACAACGACCUCGUCGACCUCGUCGUGGUGCAAAUGCUCCUCCUUCUCUUCAGCCAACUGGCCUGCUCCGGCACCAGCGAUGUCAACUUGCUCGCAGCUCGUGGCAGGGCGAGUGCGCUGGCUCAACAGCAGGCGAGUAGCGUCAAGGACGAGCUGUGGGUUCUCCUCAACGAAGCACGCGAGACGCCUCGCGCUGCUGGCUCUUUCAAGCUGCGCGACCCGGCAUGGAAGGCCAAGGUCAAGGAUUUGCUCUUACACGUUGCGGCGCGAGCGGCAAGAGUGUGGGCUGAGGCUACGGGACGCGAUGCUGCUCCGCCAUCGACGGGCACGCAAGCGAUGCUCGAGUCUUGGCUCGAGACUACGCUCCAGCCUGGCUCGACCAUGUCUACGCUCUGCUACACGAGGGUUGGGCUGGUGAUCGCAAAGGCGCUGCGUGAUAAGCUGGCAGAGGCGGGAGCGCAGGGCGUGGCGUCUUGGCUCGGCGCUGCGAUGCCUGCAAUGGCGUGCGCGGAUAGCGCGGCUGGCACAGCCAGGGGCGGUACGAUUCUCCAGUCGGUCUCGCGCGCUCUAUCGCAGUCAAACGUCAACCGUAGCAGGGGUCGAGACGAGGCUGCGGGCGAGGACCAGUCUGACAGGGCGAGGAAGUCACCGCGUAGGGAAGAGCGGGAGCAGCGUACUCAAGAUGCCACGACUUCAUCGCAGGCUGCCACUGUCGCUGUGUCUGGUCAAGCUGCAGCGCCUCUCACCGCGACCGCCACUCCCUCUACCACGACACUCGAAGCUUACAUCGACUCGCUCGGUCUGAGCGCUAUCCGUGCGGAGCUCAUCCAGCUGACGACCCGGAUCUCGGCCGUCGCUGCACUGAACUAUCGCACCUUCUAUCACUUGUACGGCGGAAUGGUGGGGGCGAGGCAGGGAUAG